Labrus bergylta (ballan wrasse) is the source of this 3455-nucleotide messenger RNA. RefSeq names its product kazrin, periplakin interacting protein b (gene kaznb). Gene Ontology annotation, molecular function: protein binding. The record is from RefSeq and is a predicted model, not a curated record. NCBI's taxonomy places the organism in Eukaryota, Metazoa, Chordata, Actinopteri, Labriformes, Labridae.
CUGCUGAAGAAGCCGCGCUCACCCCCUUCUUCUUUGCUCUUCCUUUCAACCCAGCCUGUCUGGAGCCGCAGAGGACUGUCAGCUUGUACAGACGAAGCACAAGAUCAGAGUGCUGGCAGAGAAACUGUGCCUACAGCUCUGCUACCUGCUUUACCACCCUGUUUUACUCUCCCUCACACAUGCACACCAAAGCGCUCUCACAGACACACAUUCAGAGAACUUUCUCUCUCGUGCGCACACUCUUACAUGCUGACAAGCAGGCAGGGAGGCAGUCACACCCCCUCCCAUUAUCUGUGCGAGGAGCAGUUCUGCUCAUAUUGGUGUGAGCAGCGCGCGGCUGGAUUUCACUCCUCAGCAGCAGCAGCAGCGGCAGCAGCAGCGGCAGCAGGACAAGUCCAGAGGAGAGCAGUCAUUAUUAGAUAUCACACACCAGCUUCUGCAUCUGAAGCGUGUGCCAGUGGGACAGCCAUGGAGGACACCCUCACCUGCAGCAGCCAUGCCACCUUCUCCCAGGUGUUUGGACGCCAGGGGCAACUAAUGCAAGCCACAGUUCAGUCUCUCAACAGCCUGAACGACCAGAUCGCUCAGUUCAUGGUGACCAGACCGUGCAGCCUGACUGACGAGGACGUGGCCUUUAUCCCAGGAGAGAGGGACACAUUGAAGAAGUCCAUGACCCUGAUGAGACGCCUGCUUGUGGAUGCUCAGGGGAAAAUCUUUAAAAUGAUGGACGACAACAAACAGCUGGCACAGAGGAUUGAUGGGGCCAUCCAGUCUGCCAGCCAGGAAGUGACUAACCUCCGCUCUGAGCUCUCCGCCACCAGCCGCAGACUGGCAGAACUGGGUGCAAGCAGCCCCCCUGGCUUGGAGAACCACCACCAGCACAACCACCACGAUGACAGCCUCCACUACCGGGAUCCAUCAGUGCAUCACAGACAGAAGACAAUGGUGACAGACAUGUGCUACCCAACAGAGAUAUCCAGCCUGAUGGACUUUGGCACUCCAGACUGCUCGCUAGGCAAAGUGUUGUUGCGUGAGGAGGUGGCCCAGCUUCAGGAGGAGGUCCACCUGCUCAGGCAAAUGAAGGACAUGUUGAGUAAGGACCUGGAGGAGACGCAGGGAGGCUGCUCCGCCAACCUGCUCUCAGCCACCGAACUCCGUGUGCAGCUAGGCGACAAGGAGCAGGAACUGGACCGUGCCAAAGAGGCCUUACAAGCUAUGAAAGCAGACCGUAAGCGUCUAAAAGUGGAGAAAGCAGACCUGGUAAGUCAGAUGCAGCAACUGUACACAACACUGGAGAGCAGAGAGGAGCAGCUGCGGGAAUUCAUACGCAACUACGACCAACACCGAAAGGAGAGCGAGGAUGCAGUGAAAGCUCUUGCGAAGGAGAAGGACAUGCUGGAGAGGGAGAAGUGGGAUCUAAGGAGACAGACCAAAGAAGCCACAGAGCAGGCCAACAUCCUGCGCUCUCAGAUGGACAUGAAGGAGAACCGAGUCAAAGAACUGGAGGCCGAGCUCACAAUGGCGAAGCAGUCUCUGGCCACACUGACAAAAGACGUACCGAAGCGACACUCACUGGCCAUGCCCUCAGAGCCUGUAGUGAAUGGCAGUCAGGAGUGGGUGAUGCAGGCCGACCUGCCACUCACUGCCGCCAUCCGUCAGAGCCAACAGACCCUGUAUCACACCAACGACAGACAGGCUGUGGUAAGGAUCAGCCCCUGCCACUCCCGCCAGCCAUCUGUCAUCUCUGACGCCUCUGCAGCUGACGGAGACCGUUCAUCCACGCCGAGCGACAUCAACUCACCUCGUCACAGGACCCACUCCCUCUGCAAUUCCAUGGAGGAUCUGGAGGACCAGAAGCGUAAGAAGAAGAAGGAGAAGAUGACUCUGGGAUCCCUGUCUCGGGUAUUUGCUCGGGGCAAGCAGCGCAAAUCACUGGACCCCGGCCUGUUUGAUGGUACAGCCACACCUGAUUAUUACAUAGAGGAGGAUGCCGACUGGUGAUGCUGAGAGCGUGAAUGUGUGUGUUUGUGUGCGUGUGUUCAUGAGUGGGUAUCCACCUGGCUUUAACUGUGUGUACAGAGUGUUUAAAUGCAGGAUUGUAUGGAGGGGAGAGCAUAUUUUAAAACAAAAGCCUGAAAGACUGCUAUCCCCAUAAAUGUACAGUAUAUUACCCUUAAAUUGUAUGUUUGUAAAUUAGAUAUAUAUUUAUAGAUGUACAUGUAUGCAUAUGUAUAUAUGUUUACAUGCAUAUAAAUAUAUACACGGGGUUAUCAUUAUGUGUAGACAUGUUAAUGCUGUAUUAUCUUCCAAUUGUUGAACUGUUAUAUGUUUUUUUAUAACUUGAGACUUGAAGGACUGCUGUCUAUAUGUAAAUAGGAGUUAUUGUGGAAACAGUGUUUUUACUGUAAAUGUCAUUUGGCUUUUGUUACUUUGCAGUUGCUUUUUACAUGCUUUGCAACAUUGAUUUUUAAGUUUUCUCGUAUUCCCAAUUCUUAACUGGCCCUUUUUUAUAAGGAAAGAGGAGAUUUUACAUGAUUAGCUAAAAAAAAAAAAAAAAAAAAGUUAGUUUUUCUUAUUUAUUAAUAAAUAGAUAUUUGUUUGUGACAGGAUUUGCUUGGAUAGGAAUAUCGUCAUGGCAUCGCAAUUUUUGUUCCUAUCAUGAUGUGAGCAGCAGGGAGUAUUGAGUGACAGAUAUAUGACUUAUUUAUGUUGAUAACUAUAUUCUCAGUUACUGUGAUCAACAACCCACCAACAAGGGUUUGAGUAUAAUAGAUAUAUAAUUGCACUGACCUGAAAAAACAAAUAGUGAGCAGUAAUACAUAUUUAGUCUCAUCUCUUGCUGCAGAAACCACCUGCAAGUGCCAGAAGUUGAACAGUCAUCUUUAAAAAAAAAAAAUCUGAGUCUCAUUCUGUCACUGUUAGCGUUAGCCUCGUAACAUUGUUUACGUCUGACUCAUUCCUUACUGAGAGCUAUCUAACAUGCGCCAAUCCGUGAAGAAGGAAUGUGCAUUCAACAUGUGCAUGAUCCCUCUGUGUUGCUUCAAUUAAAUGUCCAUUCAUUGCCAAUCAAAUUAACUAAUAAUCUCUACAGUCCUGUGUUGCUCCUGUGUUGCUUUUUCCCCUUUACCAAGUUCUCUCUCCCUGCAUUAUGAAUGCACGGUCCCUUUUUAUUUGAAUUUUUUUCUUUGUUUUGCUCUGUGUAGAUCCCUCCUCAUUUCUUGCAGAUGUGGCUCCAAUAAUUAUAUGUUAAAUGCUUUGUAAUUUAGGAAUUGUUCCAUAAAAGAUUAAAUCUAUUGAAAUUUUUUAUUUAAAAGAUAGAGAAAAGAGAGUAAACUUCAAUAUUUAUCUGCUGCAGCUGUUGCAGCCAGAUGCUGAGGAGGUUUUAGCAUUUUCAAAUAAUGAAUUAUAAUUGAAAUGAAAUCUUAUUUUAAAAAUAAAACUAGUAACUGAAUACA